Molecule: messenger RNA, 1425 nt
Organism: Colletotrichum orchidophilum
Lineage: Eukaryota; Fungi; Ascomycota; Sordariomycetes; Glomerellales; Glomerellaceae
Product: isocitrate dehydrogenase subunit 1
Exons: 3
Coding region: 1-1425 (474 amino acids)
Biological process (GO): isocitrate metabolic process; tricarboxylic acid cycle
Cellular component (GO): mitochondrion
Molecular function (GO): magnesium ion binding; NAD binding; isocitrate dehydrogenase (NAD+) activity
Source: RefSeq, a predicted model, not a curated record
AUGACAGAGAAAAGCCUGCUUCGCCUACCUUACCCAGUGCUUGCUCAGUGCCUGUUCAGUGCCUCCCAGUGCCUGCCACCCUUCGGUCUGUACUUUGACCGUGUACCGUUCCCAAUUACCGUACCGUCCCGUGUGUCGCCGUGGUGGUACCUUGCUCUUGCGGCAUUUGACAGCCAGCAACUCUGCCUCUCUGGAAUUCCACUCUUUUUUCUGAUUUCUUCCACUCUCAAACUUCUCCGAUCCCGAACAACAUCUAUUGCUCCGCGAAUACCCUCACGAGGCACCCCGACCGUCACGAUGCUUUCCCGAGGAUCCGCCCGCACUGCGCAGAUUCUGCGCACCGCGCAACCCGCGCGCGCCUACGCCACGGUCGGCUCUGACAUCUUCAAGCCCACCAAGUUUGGCGGCAAGUACACGGUCACGUUGAUCCCUGGUGACGGUAUCGGUGCCGAGGUCGCCGAGAGCGUCAAGACCAUCUUCAAGGCCGACAACGUCCCCAUUGAGUGGGAGCAGGUCGAGGUCUCCGGCCUCAACACCACCACCCCUGAGAAGACCGAGGACCUCUUCCGCGAGUCCGUCGCCUCCCUCCGCCGCAACAAGCUCGGCCUCAAGGGUAUCCUCCACACCCCCAUUGAGCGCUCCGGCCACCAGUCCUUCAACGUCGCCAUGCGCCAGGAGCUCGACAUCUACGCCUCCAUCUCCCUCAUCAAGAACAUCCCCGGCUACCAGACCCGCCACGAGGGUGUCGACCUCGCCAUCAUCCGUGAGAACACCGAGGGCGAGUACUCUGGCCUCGAGCACCAGUCCGUCCCGGGCGUUGUUGAAUCCCUCAAGAUCAUCACUCGCGCCAAGUCUGAGCGCAUCGCCAAGUUCGCCUUCAACUUCGCCCUGGCCAACAACCGCAAGAAGGUCACCUGCAUCCAUAAGGCCAACAUCAUGAAGUUGGCCGAUGGUCUCUUCCGCUCCACCUUCCACCGCGUCGCCAACGACUACCCCACCCUCGAGGUCAACGACAUGAUUGUCGACAACGCCUCCAUGCAGGCCGUCAGCAAGCCCCAGCAGUUCGACGUCAUGGUCAUGCCCAACCUGUACGGUGGCAUUCUGUCCAACAUUGGCGCUGCCCUCGUCGGUGGUGCUGGUAUCGUCCCCGGCUGCAACAUGGGCCGCGACGUUGCCGUCUUCGAGCCCGGUUGCCGUCACGUCGGUCUCGACAUCAAGGGCAAGGACCAGGCCAACCCCACUGCUCUGAUCCUGUCCGGUGCCAUGCUUCUCCGCCACCUUGGUCUUGAUGACCACGCCAACCGCAUCUCCCAGGCCAUUUACGGCGUCAUUGCCGAGGGCCAGGUCCGCACCCGUGACAUGGGCGGUGAGGCUACCACCCACCAGUUCACCAAGGCCAUCCUCGACAAGAUGGAUACCUUGUAA